CGCGAGGGACGAGUACAGUACGUUCGACCGACUCCCAUUCGACGCACGGUACAGCGUUCGAAAGCCUCCACGGCCAUCAAAAAUCAAAGCACGGCGGGAGAACUUCGGAGUCCUCUACGGCACGCAACGAGCUCCAAUUCUAUCGGCACCAUGCCAAGCAAGCUGGACUACCUCUCGAAGUAUACCUCGGCGCCGGAUGCGGGCGGGGACCGGAAGGCACCAAAGAAGGUGAAGAAGAAGAAAAAGAAGAAGGAUAGGAACGAUCCGGGGCCACCGAGGCGAUCCAGGGUUGCGGACCAUUCCACCAGCGUCGUGGACGACGACGACGACUACUUUCGCCGUGGGGCCCGCGAUUCGGACAUUAGCGACGGCAGCGCACACCCAAAUGCGUACGACGACGACGACGACGAUGGCCCCGUGGUGGUGAGAGAUGCCUCCCUGGAUGUGGCUGGCAGCGGGGAAGCCGGUGGGGGGGCGGAUUCCGGUGCACGGGGGGUCUGGAAGACGGUUUCGGUCUACGGGAGCCGGGAAACCCAAAAGAGUGCAGACGAGAGACCCUCCUCGAGCAGCCCCUCCGACCACCAGAAGGASCAGCAGGACCCGCCACAGCGACGGCGGCAACGGCACGAUUCGUCCUCGGAGGAGGAAGACGGAAACGAGGGCCGGCAGCGACGGAGGCGGCACGAUUCGUCUUCGGAUGAGGAGGAAGACAACGGCCAAAACCGCAAGCGUCGCCGGCAGCGGCACGAYUCGUCCUCGGAGGAGGAAGGCGGGGGCCCACCCCCGGAUGCCCGGGGUUCCUCCGACGGCGGGAGCGAUUCCGGCUCGGUUGCGGGGCGGGGAAGGAGGCACCGGCGGCGAUACGACUCGGACGAGAGCGACGCCGAAUCCGGCGGGGGGAGCCGCGGGCGGCCCCCGAGGAGGCGCCGCGGCUCGGACAGCAGCAGCAGCAGCAGCAGCAGCCGCGGAGACCGGCGGAGGCGCUGCGAUUCCGAUGCGUCGUCCGCGAGCGGCGGCGGGCCGCGCAUGUCCUCGGGGCACAGGGCCGGCCUGCAGAACGCCGGGGACUUUGCCCGAUCGGAACAAAAGCUCGCGGCCCGGAAGCACCGGGACGCCCUGGAGAUGGUCGACAGGCACGGGACGGGGGAGACCGUCUACCGCGGGAAAGACGGCCGGCCCACCACCGCCGGAGCGGACCCGGUGGCGGAGGCCGCCAACGCGGAGGAAGGAAGGCGGAGGCUCAACCGCGGCAGGGUCCAGCAGCGGGCGGAGGAAGCCAGGGCCUCGGAGCUCGCCGCCCUCGCGGGGUCGGGGUUUGCCCGGGGGGAGGACGACGACCGCCUCGAGGCGAUCCGCCGGAGCGCCAUCCGGGAGGACGAUCCGAUGGCGGAGCACGCGCGCAAGAGGCAGCGGCAAAACCGCCGCGGCGGCGAUGGMGGGUCCGCCCCCCCCAAGCCGGUCUACAAGGGCCCGGCCCCCCGGGCCAACCGGUUCGGGAUCCCCCCGGGGUACCGCUGGGACGGGGUGGACCGGGGGAACGGCUUCGAGGACAAGAUCCUGGCCAAGAGGUUCAGCGCGGGCCGAAAGGCGGAAAAGGCCUAUCGCUGGAGUUCUGCCGAUAUGUARMAAGGCGUGCGAUGGAACAGAGCRAWUGCGCUCCCUCCAGCGCCCCUUGGCGGGGUCUUUCCUGUUGGGAUGCUGCCGGUGUUUUGGAACGUUUAUGCCCCGCAUGGAUUGCCGUCGGAACACGGCACUGCCUGCUCCCAAAAAUUGUGACAAAAUUAAAAAAAUUGAAAAACC
Molecule: messenger RNA, 1800 nt
Organism: Pseudo-nitzschia multistriata
Lineage: Eukaryota; Bacillariophyta; Bacillariophyceae; Bacillariales; Bacillariaceae
Source: the annotation of a GenBank genome assembly